Erythranthe guttata (spotted monkey flower) is the source of this 654-nucleotide messenger RNA. RefSeq lists its product as uncharacterized. Lineage: Eukaryota; Viridiplantae; Streptophyta; Magnoliopsida; Lamiales; Phrymaceae. The record is from RefSeq and is a predicted model, not a curated record.
AUAUACAUUAGCCCUAUCUAACGAUCCCAUUCGAAAAGCUACAUAUAAAUUAGGGUUUGAGAAAUUGCGAAAGCUGUGUAAGUAGCAGAAAUGGCCACAUUCAAUGUCGUACAGAAGAAGCGGCGAGCCGCCAUCGCCCUUCAGAAGAGGAAGGUUCACGGUGAACCCGGCAGCGGGAAACUGCGGCAGAGAACCCAACCUGUAUCCAUCUCCGGGAAGCGUAAGCGCAAGCUGCAGCAAAAGAGGCGCCGGGACCAAAAGGAGGCGGUGGAGAAGGGCUUAAUUACUAUGCAAGAUGUAGAGAUGGCUUUUUCUGAUGAGAAGUCGUCCGGUAAAUCUCCAGUUAAUUUCCCGAUGAAGAAGAGUCCUAAAUUAAAAUUUAAGCAAUUGAAGAAGAAAGGUAAGAACAAGAAAAAAUCUCAAAAACCAGCUGGAGAAGCCUCAGUUGAUUCCAUGGUGGUGGAGUAAAGAAUAAACGCGCAACGCAGAUUCUACAAGCCCUCGAACUAGAUACUUGUGUUCACCUAGUUGUCCUGUCUAAUUUUUCAUAAUACAGUUAUUAUUAAAGGAUUGGCUAUUUGUCUUCUUCUUGUUUGUCUUGUGAUUUUCUCAUGUACUUCUAGUGACAACUAUUUAAGCAGGUUAGUUAAUACA